This is a messenger RNA of Mytilus californianus (California mussel), 5161 nucleotides long. Its product is annotated as ras-related protein Rab-3. Gene Ontology annotation, biological process: regulation of exocytosis; protein secretion; protein localization to plasma membrane. The transcript has 5 exons. Gene Ontology annotation, molecular function: GTPase activity; GTP binding. The coding region runs from base 461 to 1144 and encodes 227 amino acids. NCBI's taxonomy places the organism in Eukaryota, Metazoa, Mollusca, Bivalvia, Mytilida, Mytilidae. The record is from RefSeq and is a predicted model, not a curated record. Gene Ontology annotation, cellular component: synaptic vesicle; endosome; plasma membrane.
AGUUAAUACUGUUUAAGACUGGACCUAUUAUGAGGAUUUUUUUCAGACAUUGGUAUUGAUUUUGAAGUGUUUAAAUUUUAAUAGACCAUUAAAAGAAAAUUCUGAUAAUUGUGUGCAUAGUUUGGGAGCACAAAAAUUGAUUAUCUCAUUUAAAUUCAAUAUUUCUGCUAGAAUCAUGUGAUGAAAGAGAAUAGUGAAUCAAUUAUUGGUUGCUGAUAGAAACAGGCUGUCUUAUAUCUCUGGUGUUUAUUUACAGUAUUUGUGAUAAAUUUACAUAUAUAGAUUUAUUGUUGCGAGUUUGUUAAUGAGUUAACACUAAUUAGCAGUUAUUGUUAUGUACAUGUAUUGGAGUAGUAAACAUGUGAUAGACUUCCAAUAUUUUUUUAACUGAUGUGAAUUAUACCAGAAUUAUUGAACUUGGGUUGACAGUGGAUGUUUGAUUGAUUGGAUUUGGUAACAAAUGAGGGAAGAAGGGCUUUUACAGAUGGCUUCAGCAAGUGACUCCAAAUGGCAGAAAGAUGCAGCCGACCAGAAUUUUGAUUAUAUGUUCAAACUGUUAAUUAUAGGCAACAGCAGUGUAGGAAAGACCUCUUUUCUCUUCCGUUAUGCUGAUGACUCUUUUACUUCUGCAUUUGUUAGCACAGUAGGAAUAGAUUUUAAAGUUAAAACAGUAUUUAGACAAGAUAAAAGAGUGAAAUUACAAAUAUGGGAUACAGCUGGUCAAGAACGUUAUAGAACUAUAACUACUGCAUAUUACAGAGGUGCUAUGGGCUUUAUACUUAUGUAUGAUGUUACAAAUGAAGAAUCUUUUAAUGCUGUACAAGAUUGGUGUACUCAGAUAAAGACACAUGCAUGGAGUAACUCCUCUGUGACACUAGUGGGUAACAAAUGUGAUUUAGAAGAAUCCCGUGUCGUUUCUACUAAAGACGGGGAAGAAUUAGCACAGAAUUUAGGAUUAGAAUUUUUUGAAACAUCUGCAAAAGAAAACAUCAAUGUCAAAGCAGUGUUUGAAAGAUUGGUGGACAUCAUCUGUGACAAGAUGUCUGAAAGUCUAGACUCAGACCCAUCCCUUGUUAACAGCCAGGCUAAAGGAACACGUCUCACAGAAAACCCCAACCCACAGAACAGUGGUUGUCAAUGCUGAGAACGCUGUUGAUUGGAUAGUAGAAAGGACAAUUUGAUCUGAGGAAUAAGAGAAUAGAUUGUGUUUUAAAACAUUGGAUUAUAUGAAUAUCAAAAUGCUGAGAUAUAUAUCAUAAAAAAAUGAUAUUCAUUAUACAAAUAUUCCAUGACCAAGCAUUUAAUAGUCUUAGCAUAAUAACAUUCCUUCUAGUAGUACAUACUUUUAUAUUGAAUAACAAGAAGAAUAGUGUCAAAGUUUGUAAUUACCUUUCCUCACUUAAUCUUUUUCAAGUUAUGACCAUCAGCUUCCAGAUAGUAAAAACGUUAUAGUCUUGAAAUAUGAUAGAAAAAGUUAAAAGGGUUGUAAUUUAUAUUUAAUUUUGUUUUUAUGUUUGCAGGGAUCAUUUUCAACUUUUACUUUCAAAACGUUAAAAUAGAUGAGAAAAAAAAAGGUAAAAUUUAACAGAUAUUUUGAAUUUCAAUUCAAUAAAAUAUCCUGUUCAAUUGAUCGAAGUGAACAUGAUCCCUGUAUAAUGACUGUUUUGGAGGCUGUGUAUGGUUAUUGAUUUGUAGUAUAUUUGUAGAUAAUUUGUAUAUUCUGUAUUUAUUGUGCCCCAGUGUGUUUUCUUCUUUAUAUAUCCUAAUGGAUGUGACGUCUACUUAGGCACAAGCUGUAAAUAUAAGGGUCAAAUAUUCUCAUUCAUCUUGGGUAUGAAUCUGAGAAUGACAUUCAUAUGAAAAAACACAACAUGCUUCUAAAUGACAAUUUUACUUUGUUGAAUGUUUGAAAUGUUUCAGUAAAAUUUGAUGUCAGAAACGUAAGUCAUUUGUUAGUUGCCAAAAUGAUCAUAUUUCUCAUAUCAUUAUCAACUGAUACAUAUAUCAGCCUUUUUCAGUUGUUUACCAAAAAAAUUAGACAUCAUUAAUGACUAUCCAUGCAACAUGCUGAAAGUUGAUGAAUGUGUUUGUAUUCAUUGCUCAGAUACACACUUUCUAAAUAUAAGGCCAUUCAAAAUAGGAAUCUUGGUCUAAAAUUCAAUUAUUAGAAGACCAUGUUGAACAGUAAGGUCAUGUAAAACUAUUGUCUGGUUGCUUGAUUUCUUUUCACUAAAGAAAAAAUUGUUAGAAUGCCAGAGAUAGAGUGUACUCAACUAAUUUAAAUUUAUUUUGUUUUAAUCAACAUUAUUGAACUUUUGAUCUUGGAAUUUUGAUGUUAAUUUGUUCAAUUAUGGUUGUAUUAUUAUAAGUGUAAUUAUUUACACAGUCACUAAGAGACAGAUGCUAAAAGAACACAAAACUACUUAUAUGUAAAAAUCGGUGAAAAUUUUGACUUGUCUUUAUUUUUUUUAGUUUAAUAAAUUCUUCAUGUAAAUUGUAUUUGGAAAAAAUGGUAUUGUGACACAUUUUUUUCUUCUUCAUUUACUGGAACUAUUUCAAAGAAAUUGUUAAUGAUUUCAUAUCAUUUUGUUGUUCAUAUAAUGAUAUACCAGUGUUAAUCAUUUCUUGGCUUAACAUAUACAAGAAACAGUGGUUUUGUAAAAAGAAUUCCAAUAUUAUUGCAUUCCAUGAAAUCCAACUCGUUAAUUUACAAAUAUUUUGUUGUUUUCUUAUUUCUAUUCUUGAAUUAUAUUUAUAUAUUUGUUGACUUUGUUUAUAAACAAAAUUUAGUUGUUAAUUUGUGGCAUUGCAAUUUAUAUAUAUUGAAUUUUAACAAUCUCAGAAAUCUAUUUAUAUAUCUUGUGAAAUCCGUUACUAACUAUUUGGUUGUGGUAUGUUUAUAUUUUACAAGUAUAUUUUGUACUCUGCCAGAUUUUUUUUUAUUAUUUUGUUAGUUUUGCCUCACGAAAUUUAUGUUUUUUGACAUAACCGAUACAUUGUAUAUGUUUACAAGUUUUACCAUGAUUUACAUCUCGGCAAGCGCUUACGAAAGCCUAACUUUAUAUUUUGUUGUUUAUUUUCUCAUUUAUUUAACUUCAUUUAUUUAAUAAAAACUAAACAAUGCAUUGCAUCCUCUAAAUGGCUAGCUUAUUAUACUUUUCAAUUAUUUUUUGUGUCAUUAUGGCAGAUAUUAACAAUUAUGUCAAGCAAAGGGUAAAUUACAAUGUUCGCUCUGAUGUGCAAUUUAAAUUUGUUUUUUAUGGUUAACCAAUGGAGCUACAGCUGAAUUGUUUUUAGUUCAUAUUUGGUGAGUAACUUCCUUUGUACUCGAGCACAAAGUUUAGUGAUAUUAUUGAUCAUCUUGACUGGCAGAGUAGGACUCAGAUUUUGAUUGGUUAACAUUUGUUUUAUAAUUUGUGCAAUCAAAAUUAUUUUUGUUUCUGUUAUUUAUUUUUACUGAUACCUAUAACAUCACUAUGAUUAUCAUACAAUAAAGUUUAUCAGUUUAACCUUGUAAUAUGUUCAAUGUAAGGCAAUAAAAACUAAUCUUUUGGUUCUCAUGCCAUGGUGGGUUAACCUUCAAAUUCACAAAUUCAAAGUGCUUUACAGGCAAAUAUUCAGAUUUCUGUUCCUUUUUUAUGCCCCUUCCGUAGCUGAGGGGGCUUAAGUUUUACCCUUGUCCGUCUGUACGUCCCCAAAUUGGUUUCCAUUCUCUAACUUUAGUUUGCCUCAACCAAACGUUAUGAAUCUUAUACAUAAUGCUUAUUACCACAAAACACAGAUCCAAAUUGAAUUUUGGUGGCGUCACUUUAACCUUUCUAGAGUUAUGCCCCUUUACAAAUGAAAAAAUUGCUGAAUUUUUCGUUUCUGUUCUCUUCAGUUUGCCUCACCCAAAUGUUAUGAAACUUAUACACAAUGGUUAUUACCAUAAAAAUCAGAUCAAGUACGAAAAUUUGGUAGUGUCACUUUUACCGUUCUUGAGUUAUGUCCUUUUAUAACGUUAUAUGCAGGCGGGGGCAUUAUCUGUGUCCCAUGGACACAUUCCCCAUUUAUUUAUAACUGGUUUGUAUUUGUUCUUAAUAAAUCUAGAUAAGUUUUACAUUUUAUUAACGGUAUUGAGAACUACCAUUGAGAAAUCUUGUUUCUUCUCACAUGUCGCCAUAAAAGGCUUUAUGGUCAGUUUAGGCAAUUCAUAAUUUCCUUGACCAAUCAUGCGUCUUGUGCAAUUUAAAAUUAAAAAUUAAAGGUAAAUUCCUCUUGCCAUGCCCUAUAGGUUUUGGAAGAGAAUCUUAACAUUAUUUUUUAAGGCCUUAAUUGAGAAAUAUAUAACAUCUACAAUAUUGAUGUUAAUAACAAUAGCACUAUCAUGCAGCUUCAGUCCAUGUACAGUAGUAUUUGUUGAAAAUAUCACCACAAAUCUUAUUUCAUGAUAUUAGUGUGUUGCAUUUACUGAUUAAAUGUAAUGAGUACAUACUGCAUUUCAAAUUUUGAUAGUUGAAUGUUUGAAAUUAUACCAGAUAACACCUAUUUCCUUAAUUGUCACUACUAAAUAUAUACAGAUUGUUGAAGGGUCUAUAAAAAACUGAACUAUAAAGUCAAAAUUACUCUGACACAAAUCUAUUGAGUUACAGUUACAGAAGAAGCAGUUGUAUUGAUUUUUAACAGCUAUUUAGUAUUAAAUCCUAAAACAGUCUGAAUAGAUUUAACCAGUUGUAAGAAAAUUGAUAUUUUAUGUGUAGAUCUUUGCAAAAUACUUUUACAAGUAUAUUGAAAGAUAACAAUUUGUUGAUGAACAGAAUCAAACAUAUAAAAGAUUGCAUUUUAGUUUUUUUCCAUAUUAUUCUAUUUUACAGAUUCAUUUUUUAAUUUAAACAUUUAGUUUACUCCAGUAAAUUAAGCUUUGAAAUCUUUGACAAGAAGACAAUUACAUACAAUGAUAAUUUCACAUAUAAGCAAAAAUAGGAAUGAAACAUUCAUUUCACCAAGUAGCCGUAUUUUUGUACCAGUUUCUCUCCUUGUGUAUUUGGUGUUGUAAACAAUAACUAGACUGUAUCUAGGAUUGAAGCUCAUCUGAUGUGAUAAGCACGAUAGGGUCAUAUUACGGCACAAUGUUAUUAGAACUGUCUGUAGUGACAGCCUUAUAAUAAAACUGUUAAUUGCA